CGCAGCAGGGUCCUCCCAGUCGGAUCCAACCCGUGAACGUGACGCUCUGUCUGUCUGUCCCCGGCGGUGCGUCAGUCCAACGCCUCAGCCUCUGUCUCCCUCACCGACUUCCUUUCAGUCUCGCUUGGAUAUUUUACCAAGAAAUAUACCCUUUUGGAGUGGACAACCGCUGUCUGGGGCCUGGAGAUGCCAAAGGCGACCAUGGAUCCCUCGCUGCCCUGCGCCUUUCUCCACUGACGCGCGGUCGGAUGCCAUAGCCCGUAGAGGAGGAAAGGGAGGAGGGGCAUCCCAACCAUUCUUCGACCCCGCCAGGUUGACUCACGGUAGCAGCGCCCAAAGUUUAAACAAGUGAACAGUCAAGGAAGUAUAGGAAGUUAACAAAAACAGGAGAAUAGGGAAUAUUGGGUGGUGAGAGAAAGUUGGGGACAGGAGGAACCGGGAAGUGAACCAGGAAGUGAUUGCGGUAGGGUUUAUUUAUUAGGUUCAGGUGAGAGCAGGAGCAGGUUGGUGGAGGUAGGGUAAGAAUUGAACGGAAAGCGGCCCAGAUAAAGUCAUCACACUGGGAGAAGAGGGCGAGGGGGUGAGGAGACGCCACCAUGAGCGACCAAAAUGUCAUCAAGGAGGGCUGGGUCCAGAAAAGAGGAGAGUACAUAAAGAACUGGCGACCACGUUAUUUUCUGCUAAAGACAGAUGGAUCCUUUAUCGGAUACAAAGAUAAACCACAGGACUCGGACCUUGCGUAUCCACUCAACAACUUUUCUGUAGCAAAAUGUCAGCUGAUGAAGACGGAGCGACCCAAACCCAACACAUUUAUAAUUCGCUGUCUGCAGUGGACCACAGUCAUUGAGAGGACUUUCCACGUGGACACUCCGGAUGAGAGGGAUGAGUGGGCGGAGGCGAUCACGAUGGUGGCGGAGUCUUUGGCAAAACAGGAAGAAGAGGGAAUCCUGUGCAGCCCCACGUCGCAGAUUGAGAACGUGAACGAAGAGGAGAUGGAUACAACCAUCAGCCACUACAAGAGAAAGACAAUGAAUGACUUUGACUAUCUGAAGCUGCUGGGGAAAGGUACGUUUGGGAAAGUGAUUCUGGUGAGAGAGAAGGCGAGUGGCACUUACUAUGCCAUGAAGAUACUCAAGAAGGAGGUCAUCAUCGCAAAGGAUGAAGUGGCUCACACACUCACAGAAAGUCGGGUACUAAAAAACACUAGGCAUCCAUUCCUUACAUCACUGAAGUAUUCGUUCCAAACAAAAGACCGGCUCUGUUUUGUUAUGGAGUAUGUCAAUGGAGGAGAGCUGUUUUUCCAUUUGUCGCGGGAGAGAGUUUUUUCUGAGGACCGAACUCGUUUUUAUGGAGCGGAGAUCGUCUCUGCUCUGGAUUACCUGCAUUCGGCCAAAAUCGUCUAUCGUGACCUCAAGCUGGAGAACUUGAUGCUGGACAAAGAUGGGCACAUAAAGAUCACAGAUUUUGGUUUGUGUAAAGAAGGAAUCACUGACACUGCCACCAUGAAGACUUUCUGUGGGACGCCCGAGUACCUUGCACCAGAGGUGUUGGAGGACAAUGACUACGGGCGUGCGGUAGACUGGUGGGGCCUGGGUGUGGUCACAUAUGAGAUGAUGUGUGGGAGGCUGCCCUUUUAUAACCAGGACCAUGAGAAACUGUUUGAGCUCAUUCUGAUGGAGGAGAUCAAGUUUCCACGCACUCUGUCUGCGGAUGCCAAGUCUCUGCUGUCCGGCCUGCUCAUCAAGGACCCCAACAAGCGACUCGGCGGAGGACCGGACGAUGCAAAGGAGAUCAUGAGACACAGUUUCUUCAACACAAUUGACUGGCAGGACGUCUAUGACAAAAAGCUGGUCCCGCCCUUCAUGCCACAGGUUUCCUCGGAGACAGACACACGCUACUUCGACGAAGAGUUCACAGCACAGACCAUCACCAUCACCCCGCCAGAGAAAUAUGACGAGGAUGGCAUGGAUGCGGCAGAUAACGAGCGGCGACCUCACUUCCCUCAGUUCUCGUACUCUGCAAGCGGUCGUGAGUGACUCCUGCUCCUGAGCUCCUGAGGAAAACACGUAGCCAUUUUAGGAAAAGUACCAGUGUCCGCUGUUUUUCUCCUCCUCCUCUCCAGUGGACGGAGAAGAGUCUUUUUAGGGACUUUAAAGAGGUUUUUGCACAGUGGGAUAGCCCCACACUAAAAAAUAUCUCCUACAUUUUCCGCGCUAUUACAGCAGAAGGCAAUGUUUUUGUUAUUUAUUUUUGUCAGUAUUAAGUUGAGUCCAUCUUUCUGCCCCUGUUUUUUCUUGUUGUUCUUUUUGACUUUUUUGCACUUGGUUUGAAAGAGCCGUUUUUAGGGAACAAAAAACCAAAAAUGUUGCCUUACGUGUGCAGAUGUGUAUCAUACCAACAGGGUGAUAACUUUGGGGCGGGGGAAAUGUUUUUUGGGGGGUAAGUGCAUGGCUUGUGGUUCACUUGAUUAACUAGAAGAAAAAAGAAAGAAAAAUCAGAAAAUUAUGAAAAAUGACGAAAAAUAAUUAGUCAUGGGUCACUGUCUGCUGUUGAUGGAGAAGUGAAUGAUGGAGUCCCUUCAUUGUGGACGUGUCGUGUUUUUGAACAAGUUUUAUUUUAAUGGUUUAGUUCAGCUUUACGUGGGCUUGCAUUGUGUCUCAAUUAGUAAUAAUUUAUUUAUAUAGUAGGGCUGCACAAUAUAUCACAAUCUAAUUACAAUUUGAGUUGGAUCAAGUAUCAAAUCGCAAAGGCUGAAAUUAUUUGGAUAAAAGAAUGUCCUCUGCAGAAUAUUCUUUUUUAUUAAUCUUGUCGUACCUGUAGUAUACCUCUACAAACAUGUUCUGAAAUGCAUGGUAUUCUUGUACUAGUUUAUAUUUCAGUCUUUUCUCAAAUGCUAAUUCUACAGGAGGUUUACAAUGUGCACUCUGAACAGAAUCCUCCUUUUUAAACAUGUACCGCAAAUCUAAUUGCAAUGGGGAAAAAUCUCAAUUCGAUUUUUUUUAUUUUUACAAAUUGUGCAGGUCAUAGUACUUAUUACAUGUUUCAGCACCUUUUGGGUAAACCAGUCAGGAGCAGUGGGCGCAGCACCUGUAGACCCAGGAUCUUGGUCAGGUGUACCUAACUGGAGUGUUGGCAUACUUGCAGUUGAUGGAGGGGAGCAUGAAAACUCAAUAUAGGAAUCUGUGAAUCAAACCAUGACCGUCUAGCUGUGAGGCAUUUCAUACAGGCCUAUUGCAAAGCUGAAUUAUUCCAUUUAUGUGUCUGUUACAUGUGUUUGUUUGUGUACAACAAUAACACUAAACUGCCAGUUACUGCACAGUUCACUCAGGAUCCAGAGCACAACCUCAUUCACAAAAAUAUAUUUCCACAGUUUCUCAGCUUCAUACAACUUUUACCUCUUCAUUAGUCUCUAUAGUUACCAAAAUAUACACUAUUUAUAUGUAUAUUUAGGCAAGGAACAGUAUUAAGUUUCAAUGGUAUUCUAACUUUACUGAUUUGGGAUAAUUUGGUAGUAGUUGGUAAGACUGCAAAAUCGAUAAAAAAAAAUCUUGUGUAUUUCAUUAGUCAACCAAAAGGGGGCGUGGAAUUGGCUAAGAGGUCUCAACAUUAUCUUGACCCAAAAUGCACUAACAAAAACAAGAAAAGCACGAGUAAAUAGCUUAUUUGUAUGAAAAAAAAAAAAACUUCAUGAUCUCAAUUUAUUCCAAAAUCCCUGACUAACAGUGCUUUCUCUUUUCUGCAUUGUCCAUAUACAUUUUUUGAAUCCUAUUAACAUUUUUGUACAACUAAAGGCGUACAGUCCUAGUAGUUGUGAGGUACAAGGAACAAGUCAACGUUUUGUUGGCACUGUUGAUGUGUAAAAAGUAGGCUAGGAAUUAGGCAAGGAUUUUAAGUUUGAGAGACAAACUUUGAAGGACACCCCCACCUUGAAACUUUUUAUUGUCCCCUGCCUAACUUACUUUCUCACAUCUAUAAGUUGCUAGUUUAAAAUGCUAACUUGUCAACUUUUUUCUUAUAAGCUUAUAUUGACUGCUAAUAUAUCCUACAUUAGCAACAUACAACUCAAAGCGCUAUAUACUUUAGCUGUAUCUUUUCCCAUGUCAUCAGUGCAUACUACACCUCCAGGCUUUCAUUAUACAGCAUACAUUUUUUGCAGAAUUUGUAAUAAUUUUGGUUUAUUUUUUCUUCACGGCUUAUAGAAACACAACUGUUCUCUUUCUCCUUGUGGCUGUAGGAAUUAGUGGAAAUCCGUUCAUACAGGGAUCAAUGAUGUAAUGUAUGUUUGUAAUGUUAAUGUUAAGUGGCGUAUGGGGCCAACUGUGUAUGCUGUCAUCAUAGCACAUAGCUCAUAUUUGGGCAUCCCAGCACUUGAAGGGAAUUCAAUUCAAAUUCAGAGUAAAAUAUAGACAGUAGAGAAAUGGCAGACUACAACUGUAACUUUUCUAUUUGUGUCUGCCACUUGCUUGUCUCCAUGGAGAUGUUAUUAUUUUGCCUCAGAUGUUAUACAGUAUGGCAUUUAUUCAACUACAGGGGUUUUUAUUACUUAAAUAACUUUAAAAACAUUCUUACUGUGAGCGGGGUCACCCCUCCACCUCUCAACAGAUAUGACCUGUAACUUGGCCUGGUGGCGUCACUAUGGAGAUAAAUUUAAUGCUAGACUUUUGAACCAUUCCAGGAAAAACGGUAACAUUUUCAUGGAGACAUACAGGUGACAGACCCUCCAUCAGAAAAUAUACAUAAUGCACCUUUAAAUACACUAAAACUGAAGUGGGAAGAUGAAUGUACCAUUACUUUCAAAUCUUUUUCACGCAGUGUUCUAAAAACUUCAGUAUUUUGAAUAACUUAAAUUGGGUAAAAUUACAGUUAUGAUAUAAUUUGCCAGUAAAUAUGUUGAAUAUGUAGGCUAAUCCACCUUCUAUUGGACGGAAGUUUGUCUAAUUUAAAAGAAAGUCACUUAAUGCUCAAAUGUUCAAACCUGAAAUAUCAACAAAAAUAUAUUUAAAUAAAUAGCACUUUUAUUUUCAUUAUUAUGAUCAGUUAUUAAGUUGCUGGGAUGUGCCAUUGUCAGUAUUACAUGAAUGAAUUGCUGAUCAUGUGACUUGAGAAAACUGAGCCGACGUGUUAGAGGACUGUGGGAAUUUCCUGUAACGCCCCAUUUUCUUGUUUCUUGUCAAUGUAAAUAUGCAAUGCCUUUUUGUUCUGUUUGUUUUUAUUUUUCGUGACAUCUUUGACUGGCGUGUUUAUGUGCGUGACUGAAAAUAACAAGUUAAAAAGGAGAGAGACAGAUAUUGUACACAUUUAUUUUAUGUUUUGGGGAAUAACUUGGGGACUUUGUAUCACAAUGUUGUUCCUUCCUACCCUCCCCUUCGAAGCCGCAAAGGCCGUACAAACUUUAUACCCUUGAACUUGAAAAAAAUAACGAAAAAGACAAUGGCAAAGUGCGGCCACAUUGAUUUUUGCAGUGCUGGUUCAUCAGGUCCAUUCCAUAACUUUUGUACCAUAGUUUAAGUUUGUCAUCUUCUAGACAGUGUUUUCUCUAUGUCGUUUUAAAAUGGCACCUCUUGAGUGAAAGUCAGUGGAUGAAGAUGAUGAUGUUGGAUGCAUUAACUAAGUCUUUUUGUUUUGUUUUAUUUCUGGGGAUUGUCUAUCCGUUCGUUGCUUGUUUGUUUUCUUACCAAAACAUUAGGGCAAGAACCCAGUAGUGGACUUGCAUUGCCGUGGUAGUAUUUAUUUUGAAUUAAAUUAAAAGGAAAUACAUUUCA
Molecule: messenger RNA, 5762 nt
Organism: Periophthalmus magnuspinnatus
Lineage: Eukaryota; Metazoa; Chordata; Actinopteri; Gobiiformes; Gobiidae
Gene: akt3b
Product: v-akt murine thymoma viral oncogene homolog 3b
Exons: 14
Coding region: 597-2036 (479 amino acids)
Biological process (GO): protein phosphorylation
Molecular function (GO): protein serine/threonine kinase activity; ATP binding
Source: RefSeq, a predicted model, not a curated record